AUGGUGGAGAAGCAUUCAAUUAAUGAAGGCUGUCCAUCUAUAGGGAACAAGAUUAAAAUACGCGAGAAGGAACACAUUAUUAAUCCAGACCCAGAAGAAGAAGAAGAAGAUAGAUUCACUGGAUUACCUGAAAAUAUUCUGGUGAGGAUUGUUUGCCUGCUGCCGCUAAAGGAUGCAGUAGCUACAAGUGUCCUUUCCAAGCGAUGGCAGUACAUCUGGACUUGGACUAACAAUCUCGACUUCGAUGGAGACCAAAUUAUUGACCGCUACCAACAACGGAAUGAGAGGGGUAAUUUCAUCACGCUGAGAGUUCGAGUUCUUGAGCUUUUAGAAUGUUAUUGCCCUGGAAAUACCACAUCCUCUUUUGUGUUUCCUUCCAAUAAGUUCCUCAAAAUUCUUAGUUUGGAUUGCGUACAAGUCAGUCAAGAGGUACUUGAGUCUUUAUUGUCUAAAUAUCCACUACUUGAACGGUUGGAAGUUUUGCAUUCGGAUGCAUUGAUCAAUUUAAGGAUUAGGGGUCCAUCACUUGCAUUGAAGCAUCUGAAGUUAAAGAAUUGUUACAAUGUUGAAAGCAUUGAAAUAUGUGAUGCUGUAAACCUUGUUUCAUUCCAAUAUUGCAACUGUCAUGAUCCUCUUGACGAUCCACCGUUAAGAUUGGUACUUAGGAAUGCUCCAAAGCUUGUUAACGUUGACAUCAGUUUGUUUAAUGUUAACUAUCUGCAUCAUGCUUUUGCUACCAUUUUAUGUUGCAUCUCUCACCUACAGAUUCUCCAUCUUGCUGCACUGAACUAUAUGGAUAAUAUUCCAUAUCCUAUCCUACCAAAUCCCAAGGAGCUGAAAUUGUUUCUUGAUGUAUUUUACGAGCUCAUUUUUUUCCAUAUACAUCCUUUCCUGGAAAAGGCACCUAACUUGCAGAGACUAGUGUUGAAGUUGAAACACUGGGGUUUGUUUAUUAAUGAACCGGCCGCGUGUAAGAAACCUGCAACAAGGCCCCAUCAUUAUUGCCUCAAGGAAGUGGAAGUAACAGGUUAUUCAGGUUAUUCGAGUGAUGAUGAACUUAUCCUCUAUCUUAUAGAGAGUGCAGUUUCAAUUGAGAAAAUCAUUGUCAAUCCUUGCGAAUCUGAGGAAUGGCACGUCCAGUCAACCAUGUUUGAAGAGCAGGGAAGAGAUCAUGCUCUGAGGCAUAUGAAAGAGAAGAUUCCUAAAACUAUAAAAAAAUUUAUGUCUCUAACUUAUAUAGAGAUUGCAGCGGUGAUUGCAAUUUAA
This is a messenger RNA of Ziziphus jujuba (common jujube), 1266 nucleotides long. Its product is annotated as putative FBD-associated F-box protein At5g38570. NCBI's taxonomy places the organism in Eukaryota, Viridiplantae, Streptophyta, Magnoliopsida, Rosales, Rhamnaceae. The transcript is spliced from 5 exons. Gene Ontology annotation, molecular function: protein binding. The coding region runs from base 1 to 1266 and encodes 421 amino acids. The record is from RefSeq and is a predicted model, not a curated record.